GAGCUGGGUGACCUCCCUUCUCUCGGGUCCCGGUGCCACCCCCAGAGGUGCCGGUGCCACCCCGGGUCCAGUGACGUCACACGGGGCGUGUCCCUGCGCCCCCAGCAGCGUGACUCCCUCAGCGUGGGCGUGGUCCUUCCGGUGACGUCACCGCCCGGUUGCCCCCCAGGACCGCUUCUCCUGCUGCGGGGUGUGACGUCACAUCAAAGCUGUCACCGAGGGGGUGCGGGGAGUGACCGGGGGCGUGGUCGUGUGGAUGACGUCACACGGGGGGGUGUAUCCCUGUAAGAGUUUGCUACACCACGUGGAGAGGGGAACGCGUGUCUGCGUGACGUAACCGCCGAGGGCGUGGCCUUUUACUUCUGAGGCGUGGCCAGAUUGUCCCUCCGUGUGUGACGUCACAUCUGGGCGUGACCUCAUCGAACCCUCCAGGGCGUGCCCGUAGUGACGUCACCCUCGGCGGGGGGGGGCGUGGCCGCGCGGCGGCCGUUCGCCGAGGGGGCGUGCCCUCCGCGCGUGACGUCACCGCGCGGGCGCGUCCGCCCGUGCGUGACGCUCCCGCCAGUGCCCAACAUGGCGGCGGGCGGCGGCGGCGGCGGCUGUGGGGGGAGCCCGCUCUCGCCGGGCCCGUUCCUGCCGCCGCUGCUGCUGCUGCUGCUGGCGCUGCCCGGCGGCGCCGUUCCCGCGGCCGACACCGUAGUGCUGGGGCUGCGCCUGGAGGAGAGCACCAAACCGGCGGCGGCGGCGGCGGCACCGGCGGGGGCGGCCGAGCGCGGGCCCAUCCGCCUGACGGAAGGCAGCGAGGCCUUGCUGCGGCUCUACGGGCUGGGGCUGGGCCCCGGCGCCGCCGAGCGCGUGGCCUUCGCCGAGCUGCGGCCGGGCGGCAACGCCUCGAGCGGCAACGCCACGUGCCAGGAGCGCUCGCAGGACCUGGUGGUGCGGCCCGGGCCCGCCGAGCCCCGCGACACCUCGGCCCUGCUCCGGGUGCGGGUGCAGCCGCUGCGCAAGGACGAGAGGGCCAAGACCUACGUGCUGUGCUCGCAGCGCCGGCCCGGCCAGCCCUGGCUGCCGCACCAAGGGCCCGACGGGCACGUGGUGGUGCUGGAGGAGAAGAAGUCGCUGCUGCCGCUGUGGUUGCAGGUGAUUCUGAUCGCGGGCUUGUUGGUGCUGUCGGGGAUGUUCAGCGGGCUCAAUUUGGGGCUGAUGGCGUUGGAUCCCAUGGAGCUGAGGAUCGUGCAGAACUGCGGCACCGAUAAGGAGAAGCGUUACGCCCGCAGGAUCGAGCCCAUCCGCAGGAAGGGGAACUACCUGCUCUGCUCGCUGCUGCUGGGCAACGUGCUGGUCAACACCACGCUGACCAUCCUGCUGGACGACCUCAUCGGCUCCGGCGUCGGCGCCGUGGUGGCCUCCACCAUCGGCAUCGUCAUCUUCGGCGAGAUCGUGCCGCAGGCGCUGUGCUCGCGGCACGGGCUGGCCGUGGGCGCCAACACCAUCGUGGUCACCAAGUUCUUCAUGCUGGUCACCUUCCCGCUGUCCUACCCCAUCAGCAAGCUGCUGGACUGCGUCCUGGGCCAGGAGAUCGGCACCGUCUACAACCGGGAGAAGCUGGUGGAGAUGCUGAAGGUGACGGAGCCCUACAACGACCUGGUGAGGGAGGAGCUCAACAUGAUCCAGGGAGCGCUGGAGCUGCGCACCAAGACGGUGGAGGACGUGAUGACCCCGCUGCAGAACUGCUUCAUGAUCAACAGCGACGCCAUCCUGGACUUCAACACCAUGUCGGAGAUCAUGGAGAGCGGCUACACGCGCAUCCCGGUCUACGAGGACGAGAGGUCCAACAUCAUGGACAUCCUCUACGUCAAGGACCUGGCCUUCGUGGACCCCGACGACUGCACGCCCCUCAAGACCAUCACCAAGUUCUACAACCACCCCGUGCACGUGGUGUUCCACGACACCAAGCUGGACGCCAUGCUGGAGGAGUUCAAGAAGGGGAAGUCCCACCUGGCCAUCGUGCAGAAGGUGAACAACGAGGGCGAGGGCGACCCCUUCUACGAGGUGCUGGGGCUGGUGACGCUCGAGGACGUCAUCGAGGAGAUCAUCAAGUCGGAGAUCCUGGACGAGUCCGACACCUACAUUGACAACCGCAGCAGGAAGAGGGUGUGCAACCAGAAGAACCGACGGGACUUCUCGGCCUUCAAGGACCCCGACAACGAGCUGAAGGUCAAGGUGUCACCUCAGCUCCUGCUGGCCGCCCACCGCUUCCUGUCCACCGAGGUGACCCUCUUCACCCCCAACUUCAUCUCGGAGAAGAUCCUGCUGCGGCUCCUCAAAUACUCCGACGUCAUCCAGGAGCUCAAGUUCGACGAGGAGAACAAGAAAUCCCCGCGGCACUUCCUGUACAGCAAGAACAAACCGGCCGACUACUUCAUCCUCAUCCUGCAGGGCAAGGUGGAGGUGGAGGCUGGCAAGGAGUGCAUGAAGUUCGAGGCAGGAGCCUUUUCCUACUACGGGGUGAUGGCCCUGAGUCCUCCUCCUGGAUCUGAGAUCCGUUCCCCGUCCCACAUGAGCGGCCUGAACCGCUCGGCCUCGCUGAGCUACCACGAGCGCUCGGACUCGGGCUCGUCGCCGGUGAGCGGCAGCAACAACCAGCUCAACGCCGGCGGCGCCCAGUACGUGGCCGACUUCAGCGUCCGCGCCCUCACCGACCUCCAGUUCGUCAAGAUCACGCGGCAGGAGUACCAGAACGGGCUGCUGGCCUCGCGCAUGGACAGUUGUCCCCAGUCCCCCGACAGCGCCGCCCCCAAAGCCGACCCGGCCAUCCCGGAGAAGCCGGAGCCGCCGGCGCCGGCCGACGAAACCACGAGUUUGCUCAACGAGAGGAACUGCCUGAGCCGCCGGAGCAACCACAGUGGCCUGGAGAACUCCAUCUGACCCCGGCCGCGCCGGCGCGCUGCGGCGUGCCCGGCGUGCCCGGUGCAGGGACCUUUUCCCGGUAGGAUGAGCCGGUGGAGGAUGAGGAUGAGGAGGAGGAGGAGGAGGAGGCGUGGUGGGGAUGGAGGAGCUGGGAGUGGCUGCUGCUGUUCCAGGCCGGCUCCAUCGGUUUGGGAUGGACGGAGCGGCGCCGGCACUGCCGGCACGGCGCCGACGGCUCAGGGAGCUUCGGGUCUCGGUUUGCCGUGGGGACCCUGGGGAUGGAAAUCCCAACCAUGCCAGGAGAUCUGGGAUGGACAUCCCAACCAUGCCAGGAGAUCUGGGAUGGACAUCCCAACCCUGCCAGGAGAUCUGGGAUGGACAUCCCAACCAUGGCAGGAGAUCUGGGAUGGACAUCCCAGCCAUGCCAGGAGAUCUGGGAUGGACAUCCCAACCCUGCCAGGAGAUCUGGGAUGGACAUCCCAGCCAUGGCAGGAGAUCUGGGAUGGACAUCCCAACCCUUCCGGGAGAUCUGGGAUGGACAUCCCAACCAUGGCAGAGUCCAUCCCAAUCCUUCUAGGAACCCCAACCCUGCCAGAAACCCCAGGAUGGAAAUCCCAGCCUUUCCAGGAAAUCUGGGAUGGACACCUCAGUCCUUCCAGGGUCCAUCCCAACCUUUCAGGGACCCCAGGAUGGACACCUCAAUCCUUCCAGGACCCUCAGGACGGACAUCCCCACCGUGCCAGAGUCCAUCCCAAUCCUCUAGGAACCCCAGCCCUUCCAGGAAUCCCAGAAUGGACAUCCCAACCCUGCCAGGACCCUCGGGACCCCUGGGAUGGACAUCCCAGCCCUGCCAGGAUCCAUCCCAACCCUGCCAGGAUCCAUCCCAACCCUGCCAGGAUCCAUCCCAACCCUGCCAGGACCCUCAGGAUGGACACCCCAAACCUUUGGGAUCCUUGGGAUGGCAAUUCCGUCCCUUUGGGGUCUUCUUCACCAUUUUGGGGUGAGAAUUCCAAACAUUUGGGAUCUCCUGCACCAUUUUGGGAUGGGAAUUCCAUCCAUUUAGCUUCUCCUACCCAUCCUGGCAUGGGAUUUCCAUCCCUUUGGGAUCUCCUUCACCAUUUUGGGACAGCAAUUCCAUCCCUUUGGGAUCUUCUACCCAUCCUGGGAUGAGAAUUCCAUCCCUUUGGGGUCUCCUCAGCCCUCUGGGGUCUCCCCCACCAUUUUGGGAUGUCCUGGGAUGGGAAUCCUGACCCCGUUCUGGUGGUUUUGGGGUCUCCUGGAUGAAUCCCAGCCCCUUCCCCGCUGGCCCGGGGAUUUUGAGGUCUGGAUUUUGGGGUCUGACUUUGAGAUCUGGAUUUUGGGAUCAGGACUUUGGGUCUGGGCUUUGUAGGGUCUGACUUUGGGGUCCGGAUUUUUGGGUCUGGAUUUUCGGGUCUGACUUUGGGGUCUGGUUUUUGGGGUGACACAGCGCUAGUGACCAAAGUUGUACAGGCAGGAGGGGGCUGAGGGUCCCCCCAAAACCCCCCUGGGGUUGUUUGGGGUCAGAGCCUGACCCCAAAGAAACAAAAAUAAGCACAAAAGUUCCCCCUGGGUGAACUCCUGUAAGUUAUUGGGAGAAGGUUGAAUUAUUUUUGUUAAUCACAUCUCGACGAUCAGUUCCUAGCUCCUUCCGCGGGGAGAUUUUAGAAAUAAUAAUAAUAAUUAAUUAAUAAUAAUAAUUAAUAAUUAAUAAUAAGCCAGAAGAAAAAAAAAAAAAACAAAAAAAACUUUUUUAUUAAAUCUUCCUCUAUGCAAA
Messenger RNA from Onychostruthus taczanowskii (white-rumped snowfinch), 4705 nucleotides. It is a transcript of the gene CNNM4, whose product is annotated as cyclin and CBS domain divalent metal cation transport mediator 4. Gene Ontology annotation, molecular function: sodium ion transmembrane transporter activity; magnesium ion transmembrane transporter activity. The record is from RefSeq and is a predicted model, not a curated record. Gene Ontology annotation, cellular component: plasma membrane. Lineage: Eukaryota; Metazoa; Chordata; Aves; Passeriformes; Passeridae. The coding region runs from base 574 to 2928 and encodes 784 amino acids. The transcript is spliced from 7 exons. Gene Ontology annotation, biological process: magnesium ion homeostasis; magnesium ion transport.